Messenger RNA from Homalodisca vitripennis (glassy-winged sharpshooter), 1067 nucleotides. RefSeq names its product alpha-tocopherol transfer protein-like. Gene Ontology annotation, cellular component: membrane. Gene Ontology annotation, molecular function: phosphatidylinositol bisphosphate binding. The transcript has 7 exons. The record is from RefSeq and is a predicted model, not a curated record. Lineage: Eukaryota; Metazoa; Arthropoda; Insecta; Hemiptera; Cicadellidae. The coding region runs from base 73 to 990 and encodes 305 amino acids.
GAUACAGUGGUACGCGGUCACACAUUGUCAGUGUACUUCCAUCCAUCGUUUCCCUCUGAACGUAGGUGCGCUAUGGCAGCCAAGUGCGAUAUGAAGUAUCCCAUCACACUGGAAGAAGAAUAUAGGAAGAACCCUGACUUUCCUACAAGUGAUCUAAAACUUUUAAAAGAAUGGGCAAGGAACCAGCCCCAUCUUCCACCAGUGCCAGAAGAGAGAAUGCUGCUAUUCCACCACAGCUGCAUGUACGACAUAGAGAAAACGAAAGCUUGUGUAGAAACCUACUACACCCUACGCAGCAACACACCGGAGUUCUUUAGCAACAGAGACUUGUCAUCCAAGGCUCUUCAGGCCGCAAUUACUAAUGUGACUUGUUUUGUGCUGCCCAAAAAGACACCAGAGGGUUUCCUAGUCCUCUACCAGAAAGUGGAGAGCAGUGAUGCUAGUAAAUAUAACUUUGAUGACAGUUGUAAGCUGUUCUUCAUGACUAUGGAUGCUUUCUUAAGAACGGAAGGCACAGUACCUGGUGUAAUAUUUCUUCUAGACUACACAAACAUCAGAUUCGGCCAUCUGGCUAAAUCUAGCAUCACAAGCAUUAAGAAAAUGUUCCAGUAUGUCCAGGAAGGUGCCCCUAUAAGACUGAAGUCCAUGCAUAUGGUCAACAUGAAUUACUUCAUUGAAAAAGUCAUGACUUUUGUGAAUCCGUUCAUGAAUAAAGAUCUUAAUGCACUUAUUCACUAUUAUCAAGAAGGUUGUAUAAGAAACGUGUAUGAGUUUAUUCCACAAGACUGCCUCCCAUCUGACUACGGAGGAAAUUUACCAUCUUGUAAGGAUCUCAAAGAUCAAAGCAUUGAAAGUUUAAUGAAUGUGCAAGACUUCUUUUCUUCAGAUGAAAGAUUUUUCCGCUGCAAUGAGUCAUUGAGACAACGCACAAAGAAGCCGAGACGCUCUCAAAGUAUGCGUAUGUCGUUCAGGAAACUGGAAAUCGAUUGAAAAUACCACUAUACUAGAAAGAAUUAUAUAAGUAAAUAAUGUUAACCAUAGUAAUAAUAACCUCAUUAUCAUUAACA